Messenger RNA from Psylliodes chrysocephalus, 699 nucleotides. The record is from the annotation of a GenBank genome assembly. NCBI's taxonomy places the organism in Eukaryota, Metazoa, Arthropoda, Insecta, Coleoptera, Chrysomelidae.
AUGUCGACAACAGGUUCAUUAGCUGUUUCUUCAGCACUUCUUAGAGCAACGGCAAUGACUAACUCUGAUGAUGAUUUUGAAACGCUUUUACAAAGUACAAGGAGGGCAUUCCGUCCUAAUAAUCUAAUAAAUAAACCAGGAAGAAAAAAGGCCAAACAGUUUAAAAGAUGUGUAAUGCUUUUGAGAAGAAGUAAUGUAGAUUUCCUGCCCUCACAAUCUGAAAUAGAAUUUCUUACUGAUAGGGGCCUAGAGAAUGCUAUUGAUCUCUUUGAAAAGUUGGGCCAAGGAAUGCUUGUUAUAGUACCAAAUAGAGAUUUGCCAGUAGAAUUACGACUUACAAAUAAUAUGGUUAUUAAUGAAGUAGAAAGUAACCAAAUUAAUAGGGAAGAAACCAUUAUUGAGGCUACAACACAAGCUAACAUUCCAAGACGAAAUGUAAAUGACACACAUACAGAAAAUGAACCAUUUUCCAAUUUUAUACCACAAACUCGACAGCCACAGCUGAUAGGAACUGCUGGUUUUCAAGCCAUAACAUCAACUAGUAUGGUAGCCAUACAAAUUGUGUAUUUGGUGUAUUCAACCAUGAAUGACGAGAAACUUAUUGAGUUGGUCCGCGGUUAUCCCGUUUUGUAUGACCUGUGCAAUGCAGAAUACAUGGACUCUCAUUUCAAGAGUGCUAUCUGGAGUAAAGUAGGAUAA